AGCCCGAGCCCCCUUCCUAAAGCCGCUGUGAGCGAAGCGAAUGCUAGAGCGGCUUGUUGACAAUAAUGUAUAUAAGCCUAAGAAGUGUGUACCCCAUUUGCCAUUCCAUUCUAAUUCUUUUAUGAUGCCUGAACCCGGGCAAAUGAUAAUCCAGCUUUUGAUCAACCAAAAACAAGUUAUCACCACGUGACCGAGCGCGAUAAGAUGGAUGCAUAUAGUCCUGUCGAUUACUCUUCUUUGUUCUGACACCUACCACACCCUACGUUAUACAGGAUUUGACAGGGGGAGAGAUACUACAAUGGCAGUGGUACAGGCGGAAGUUUUCUAUCCAGGCGCUGUGCCUGAUUCUCUGGCCACCGUUUUCGCGCAAAAUGAAGCGACUGGCCUUGAGGGCAUUCCAAACAAACGUCGCAAGGUAACACCAUCGGGACCUAAGAGUCUUCGAUUCGAAAAUGGAGUUACUGACACGGGAAUCCCUCGUGGCUAUAUUCCUCUGGCACGCUUUAAUCUCCGCGUGAAAUUUGCAGAGGCAAACCCUGCCCUAGGGGAACCUUCAAGCAGCGCCACUGAUUUAUCUGAUCCCCUACCUGUCCUUCUGGACGGUACCAAAAACAUUCGAGAUUCUUCUUCCCGCUACCCAAGCCACUCAGUUGAUACUACUCCAUAUGAUCGCUUCAACCUGGAGCUAGGUAUAUUGCCAAAGAGAAAUGUCAUACUCAGUGAAAGAUCUACAGAUCCAGAAAUAAUAGAAUUUGGCAACAAUCUUGGAUUCGCCCAACGAUUUGUAUGCGCUGAUCGCUAUCACGCCAGGGUCCCGCCAGUGUGUCAUCAGGCUACUCUCUAUCUCCUAUCGGAUAAUAAAUCCUUCCACUUGGAAACUGUCAUUCUAUGGCAGGAUUCAUUGGAAAUCCCAAGUUUCAACAAACUAGAUCUGAACGUCUUGAUUUUAUUCUCAAGAUACGUGCUGCAGGAGCCAGAAAAGAAUCUGAGGUAUCAUCUUCCUCGUAGCCAACGAUAUGAAUAUCUGAGAACACCUGAGAAGUACUGGUCGCCUCGAGAUUUCUAUGAUAACGUCCAUGUCCCACAUGAUACAUCUCGUUCAUCGGCGCAGAUAAAGUGCGAUACCAUUAAAUGUCAACUCUAUCCUUUCCAAAGAAGAGCGGUCAGGUGGCUCUUGCAAAGAGAGAACAUGGAAAUCCAACCGGAUGGAAGAGUAAUACCGGUUGAAAGAAGACUGGAUGAUCGUCUCCCUGUGUCUUUCCAACGGUUCACGGAUGCAGAUGGGCGAGUGUAUUUUGCGAGCCAUCUUUUUUUGGUCAUCGCUACUGAUAUAUCCGGCUGGUAUGAUGCAGAGAAAUCUCUGAAGGGUGGAAUUCUUGCCGAAGAAAUGGGACUGGGUAAGACCGUCGAAAUGAUCAGCUUGAUAUCUUUGAACCGUCGAUCACUCUUGUUGGAAGCCCAGGAUCCAGGUAUCGAUAGCGAUGGCUCGAAUCCGAGGCCAUCAGGCGCAACAUUGAUAAUUACGCCACCUGCGAUCCUCGAGCAAUGGAAGCAAGAAUUUGAGCUACACGCACCAGGACUCCAUGUAUUACACUAUACCGGCAUCCAGCGUCACCAGGAACUAUCGGACGAAAAGCUUAUCGAGCUGCUUGCUAAUUACGACGUUGUGCUCACUACAUAUAAUGUAAUCUCGCGGGAGAUCCACUAUGCCAGCGAUGCCCCGAAGCGGAAUUUGCGCCACGAAAAGAGGUUUGAGGCCCGGAAGACGCCUCUUGUUCGAAUAUCGUGGUGGCGAGUCUGUCUCGAUGAAGCUCAGAUGAUUGAAAAUGGUGUUAGUAAUGCGGCGAAGGUUGCUCGCCUGAUUCCCCGUCAAAUUUCGUGGGCCGUUACCGGGACGCCUCUUCGCAAAGAUAUUAGUGACCUCUAUGGCCUUUUACUAUUCCUCCACUGCUGGCCACUUUGUGAUGCUUGGGAGAGGCUAUGUGGAUUUUCGUCCGUAUUGUCACACAUUGUCAAUACCAUUGCACUUCGACAUAGCAAAGACCAUGUUCGCAGCGAACUCAGCCUCCCACCCCAGAAGAGAGUAGUCAUUACUGUUCCAUUUAACGCGGUUGAAGAACAACACUAUGCACAGUUGCACGAAGAAAUGUCUGCGGACUGUGGCCUUGAUAUUUCAGGUGCACCACUCAUUCCUAACUGGAAACCAAAUGACGCCAUUACCGAGAAGAUGCGAAUCUGGCUAACGCGACUUCGUCAGACCUGCCUACACCCUGAAGUUUCCGGAAGCAAUCGUCGAGCCCUAGGCACUGGAGACGGUCCGCUACGCUCUGUGGCUGAAGUUCUGGAAGUAAUGAUUGAUCAAAAUGACACACUCAUACGCACUGAAGAGCGUGCCCUUCUGCUUUCACAACUAAGACGGGGUCAACUACUAGAAAAUGCCACUCGUGGCCGAGAAGCUCUCGCUUUGUGGAUGGCUUCGUUAGAGCGCGCUAGUGAAAUCGUUAAAGAAUGUCGAAGCCAGCUGCGUAAAGAGCGCACUCAGCAACGAAUGGCUGCCACUGGAUCGGACCAAGACACAGCGUCAGUCGACAGUAGUGGCUAUAAUGAUGUCGAAGAACCGGACAAAAAUAGUCGCAUAGGGACAUACCGUCAGAGACUACGCGCUGCUCUUGAGAUUGAACACAUUUGUAUAUUCUUUACGGGAAACGCAUAUUAUCAGAUUAAAACUGACUCGGAACUUACUGCUCCUGGCUCGGAAGAAUUCAAAGCCCUUGAAAAACGUGAAGAGGAGGCGUACGAAGCCGCAAAAUUGAUUCGAAAAGAGAUGUUAGCCGAAAUUUCUCAGAAGGUUGACCGGUAUAUGAUGGCUAUUAAGAACAAAGACCAAAGAAAAGAAUUCGUGCACAUUCCUCUGAUAAAAACUCAUCUUUACAAUAAAGGUCUCGAGUCACGCCGUGUACUUGACAAGCUUGAAGGCUUUUGCGAGGCUAUGAACCGACAUGCUGAUCAGUACAACGAAUGGCGCAACAUCAUGAUCAAGCUACUGUCCCAGUCUCUGAUAGACCAAGAAGAGAACUCAGAGCUUGAAGGAAAUGAGUACGAAAAGUCAACUAAACACCAGGAAGAGAUGUACGUCUACAUGGAAGCCCUGCGUGCAAUGUUUGCCGACCGGCAUGAUGCUCUGACCGGCCAGAAGAAUGUCCUCAUUGCCCACGAGGUCAAAAGGGGUACUAUACAGGCUCAAAAAGGCGAGGGUCCUUCCCCGACGCUUUUUCUGUCAGUUAUGAAUACACGCAGCGAAUUUAUUCCUGACCCCGAACUUGGCUCCCUCCGCGGAAUCAUCAGCGAGCUUCGCAGCCUUUCGACUUCACUUGAGUGGCAAGGAAGUGGGGGAAGUGCGAGAGCACGCGCCGAAUCCGAACUUGUCAAUAUGGUGCUCAAUACCACAAGCCAAAUAGCUUCUGAGCAAGCUAAGGUUGCUUCAGGCCUAGAAAGGGAAGUAGAAAUGUUUCGGGAUACGAUGAACAACCGUCUUGAAUAUUAUCGUCAGUUGCAACAGAUCUCGGAUACAGUUGCACCAUAUGACGAAGAGAGCGUUGGGAAGCCCUUGGAUGACGAACUCUUUGAUGACAGAUUGAGAAAGGAAGGUGUCAUAGAUGGAAAGAUUUCUGCCCUAAAGGCAAAACGUCGUUAUCUUAUUCACAUCAGGGAUGAUUCAGGGUCAGAUGAGUCCUCGAGAAUAUGUGUCAUUUGUCAGAUGGGCUUUGAAACUGGUGUCUUGACAAUUUGUGGUCACAAGUACUGCAAGGAUUGCUUGCGCCUAUGGUGGCGCCAACACCGGACCUGUCCUACGUGCAAGAAACGUCUAAAAGCGAAUGACUUUCAUCAAAUUACCUAUAAGCCCCAGGAUUUUGUUGUGCAAGAGGAGAAAACACCAGCCAAGAUAGAGCAUGAACGCUCUUCCAAUAGCCACAUAUAUACGGAUAUAAGCUCCGGGCUUCUGAAAGAGAUCAAAAACAUCGACCUUACCGGCUCUUUUGGCACCAAAGUCGAUACCUUAGCACGUCAUAUUUUGUGGCUACGUGAUCAUGACCCUGGUGCUCAAUCGGUUGUUUUCUCUCAGUAUAAGAACUUUCUCGAAGUUUUGGGCAGUGCAUUCUCCCACUUUAAAAUUGGAUACAGCAGCAUCGAUAAUAAAGACGGUAUAGAAAGCUUCAAGAGUGAUCCUGCAGUUGAAUGCUUUCUUUUGCACGCGAAGGCCCAUUCCUCCGGGCUAAACUUGGUCAAUGCAACCCAUGUGUUCCUCUGUGAGCCACUCAUCAAUACUGCUAUCGAACUUCAGGCUAUUGCUCGUGUGCAUCGGAUUGGCCAACAUCAGCCCACUACUGUUUGGAUGUAUCUUGUUUCCGACACAGUCGAACAAUCGAUUUACGACCUAUCAGUGUCCCGCCGUCUAGAACAUAUCAUCCAAAAGGAAAAGGAAAAAGACGCUCGCUCCUUGGAGAAACAUGGCAAUAAAGAGACUAUGAUCGAAAAUAUUACUGAGACAGCCAUCGACUCAGCAAAUUCGAUGGAAAUAGAAGAUGCAGCACUGUCCAAGCUGAUGGCGGGGGGUGCAUCGGGCGGUGAACUUGUCAAGAAAGAUGAUCUUUGGCAAUGUCUCUUCGGAAACCCCAAUCAGAGGCAAAAGGAAAAUAGUGCUGAAGGCGAUGUCCAUCGAUUUCUGAGAGGCGAAGCAGCAGAAAAAAGGCGAGAAGCUCCUACCUCGUGAUCGAUCAGGAUACCAUAUAGAAGCCGGUCUUGGUGUGCUAUCGGGGUAUGGAUGUGGUGGACUUUGAUUUAUUGCUCUGAC
Messenger RNA from Aspergillus wentii DTO 134E9, 4852 nucleotides. RefSeq names its product putative SNF2 family helicase/ATPase. Lineage: Eukaryota; Fungi; Ascomycota; Eurotiomycetes; Eurotiales; Aspergillaceae. Bases 299 to 4771 code for a protein of 1490 amino acids. The record is from RefSeq and is a predicted model, not a curated record. Gene Ontology annotation, molecular function: ubiquitin protein ligase activity; ATP-dependent chromatin remodeler activity; ATP binding. The transcript has 5 exons. Gene Ontology annotation, biological process: protein polyubiquitination; DNA damage response. Gene Ontology annotation, cellular component: nucleus.